GAAAUACCGGCGUGAACUUUCUUCCGUGUUCCGUGUCUCUGAUACUAUACAGAAGGCAACAUGUGUUCUAUUUUAUUAUUUUGUGAAGUAAAAGAACUGUGUGAUUGUUAGCCUUACUUACUGACCACUCCCUAGUGUAUUGUGCGAAAAGAGAAAGCAGCUCUGCGGUUAUGAGUGAAGGGUGACGUCAUUAGCUGUUUCGUACCGCUACUUCCAAGAAAUGGUGAUAUCAAGACGAAAUACAGAUUUAACCGUGUAUCAAGCAUUGUUAACCCAGAGGCAGGAUAAUAUUGUUUUAGCCAAGGAUUAUUAAUGCUUGGUGACAGGAAGAAAGUUCGCGCAAACUUUCACAUCCUAGACAUUCCUAAAUCACUCCACGUUAAACUAAAACACGUCACAACAUCCAAGAACACUUCCCCUUCACCGAUAAAAAGACAAAAAAUACAUCCUGUAAGUAAAAGCUAGACAAUCAACAUCCUGCAAGCAUUUGAGUAGAUCUUCAUCGCUGUUACAAAAAGAGGCGGAAACUAAUAAUAAAAAGAGCGAGGUUUCUCCGCUCCUUUAGUGAGAUCUUCAUCGCUUCUCGAAAGCUGGAAAAUAGUAAAUGACCUGCAAGCAUCACGGAGGGAGCUUCAGCAGACACACAAAAAAACAAACAAAUAAAAAAUGAAUAAAUAAAAAAAGAGCGAGGUUCCUCCGCUCCCUCGUCAAGAUCUUCAAGUGAGAUGAAUAAAACCAAAAAGGACCUGCAGUCAUCACUGUGAGACCUUCAUCGCACCCACAAAAGAGAAAAAGCAAAAGGAGAGGUACCAGAGUAAAUAAAAAAGAGCGAGGUUUCUCACCUCCUCCGCCCUGGUUCCUUCUCCUUCUGGUUCCUCUUUCUUGCUCCUCCUCCACCGGUUCCUCCCUCUGGUUCCUCCUCCGCCCCGGUUCCUCCCUCUGGUUCCUCCUCCGCCCCGGUUCCUGCUUGUGGUUCCUCCUCCGUCAGCCCCUCCGUUCCUGUUCCUCGCUGGCCAAUGUUUGUGUUGUUGGUGGGAACAUGGCGCGGGUGACCAUCUUCAGCUGCGCCUGUUGUCUGAGAGCUCUAUGGACACCAGAAGAGAUAGAGCAGCACACAAGAUCACAACAAAUUGAUAAAGAAAUACAAAAAGACCGGCAAAGAUACAGACGGCAGGUUAAACUUUUAUUGUUGGGGGCGGGAGAAUCAGGGAAAUCGACCUUCCUGAAGCAGAUGCGCAUCAUCCAUGGCUACCGAUUUGGACACGAUGAGGUCGAUGAAUAUAGAGAAACUAUUUACAAAAAUAUUGUUAUGGGCAUGAAGGUGUUGCUAGAUGCAAGAGACAAGCUCAGAAUACCCUGGGGAGAUCCAUCACGAGAACCUUAUGGGCAACAUGUAAUGAAAUUUAUGGGGUCUAUGUCCCUUGACAGACAUGUAUUUCUUGAAUAUGUACCCAGUGUCAAGGAGUUGUGGAAGGACUCAGGCAUCCGUCUAGCUUACAGCAGACGAGCAGAAUUCCAGUUGACUGACAGUGUAUCAUACUUUUUCGAAAAUUUAGACAGAAUAGGUGUUCUGGAAUACAUCCCCACAGAGAAGGACAUUCUCCACUGCCGCAAAGCCACCAAAGCAAUCACAGAAUUCACAAUACCUAUUCAAAAUGUACCGUUUCUCUUUGUGGAUGUAGGAGGGCAGCGUACACAAAGACAAAAGUGGUUCCAGUGUUUUGAGAGUGUUACCUCAAUAAUAUUCUUAGCAUCAUCCUCAGAGUUCGACCAAAGGUUGUUGGAAGAUAGGAUCACAAAUAGGUUAGAAGAGUCGCUCAACAUCUUUGGAACAAUAGUGAACAACCGAAGUUUUCGUGAUGUUUCCAUCAUUCUCUUCCUAAACAAGACUGAUCUCCUUAUUCAGAAAGUCAGAUCAAGACAAAGCAACAUUUCCCAUUAUUUUACAGAUUUUGUGGGCAAUCCACAUGAUGAAAGAGAUGUCCAGCAGUUUAUCUUGCACAAGUUUGUGGAACAACGGCGAGCAGAUAACAAUCGACGGCCAUUGUUUCACCAUUUUACAACAGCUGUUGACACAGAAAACAUAAAAGUUGUCUUUAACUCUGUGAAGGACACCAUUCUCCAACGUAAUUUGGAAACACUUAUGCUCCAGUGAAAAGUAGGAAGAGUUAGCUAUAAGGCCACAUCUUAGCACAGUUCACAAAACAGACUACUUACUGUAAGAAGCUCAAAAUAAUUAUUUGAGUUAUUAAGAAUGGUUAUGACCAAAUGUCAUUUUUGUAAGAAUUGAUAUAGUUAUAGCAGAUUCAUUCAGACAUUUAUGGGUGCAUGUUUCUGGAGAUAAAAACUUAGAUCAGCUGAAGUGGCUGAACACAAAUGCAAGGCAGUAAAAAGUUCAGUUAAAUGAGCUCUAGAGUCUUUACACUGUGACUAGAUCUAAAGAGUACCUAAUGUGAUAGUAGAAGACCCUAAUAUUGACUUAGGAAAUAAGGAAGGAUCCCUUUUAUACUGUACCAUUGAUGUCUUGUGGUUGAAUUACCUUCCCCCUUCAUUCAGUUGUUUCUUUUUGUUUUGUUUUUCAUAAGAAGGUAGUGUCUGUAAGUACAAUGCUCAAAGCUUAAAUAAAAAGACCCAUUUUUCACAUAACUGAUGUCACAAGUAUUUGAUUGUAGUUAACAUGAAAGAAAAUGAUAGCAGAACCUGGGGAAUGCCAGCUGUAAGGAUAUUAGCAUUUUCCAGCCUUGUGGUUUUUAGUCAUGUUAUUGACCUGAUGUAAGACUACUGCAUCCUUUGCUUGAAAGUAAUUUAUUAUCAGGACAAAUUGUGGAAAGGAAUCAGUUGAUCAAAGCCACUUUCUUGAUAUUAUGGCUAUGGAGUUCCACAUAAAAUAUAUCUUCUUUUCUCUGAAAUAACUUUUCUGACAAGCAGUACAUGAUGAAAGCACAAAAGAUAUGAUAAGACUGUCCUUUUGCAUACCCUUUAGACAGUUUAAGAUCUAUUACAAAAUACUUGCAUGCAUUAUAACAAGUUUGUUCAUUUAUUUAAGUAAAACUAUGACCGUUUGUAUGAGCUUAAUUAAGUAGAUAAAUCUUAACCAUUAAUUGUAAUGCAAGACUUCAUUUAUUUCUGUGCAUGCUGAACAAUAUUUGUGUGUUUGUAAAUAUUAAUAGACAAUAGUCUGUUAUUUUUUUCAUUAUGCAGAAUUUCAUAUUGAUGUGUCUGCAUUUAUACCUGGUUUAGCCUAACAGAACAAUUUGUAAGGAGUGUAAUCAGCUGUCAAGAAUGAAUCAAUAUUAACCCAUAAUUAGUGCAAUGCAUAAUGGAAAUAUCUUUGACUAUAUCUUACAUAAAUGCAGGAAAGCAAGCCACUCUUUUUACUUUAUUUUACUUAUUUUUGCAUUUUAUUUAUGGGAUGGAAGUUUAUCUGUCAAAGUUAUCCAAUACUGAUUUUUUUUUUUAUAAGUUCAGACACAAACAGUUUUUGCUUGAGUAUCUGCUUAGGUUACUCAGGGAGGGAGUGUUCCUUAUAAGGGUGACAUAUUUAAUUGGUCAAAUGACAAUAAUUUGUAUUCCUUUAGUGGUUGAAUUAUAUGUUUGUUUAUAUUGACAAGUAGUGGUAAGAAUGAUCAGCAUUUUUCUGUGUAUUCCUGGUGUAAGUUGUUCAUAACUAAGGAGGGUGUGCUAUGAUAGUUUUGAAGAAAGGUUUUCCAAUUUAGCAGCUAUUUUUAGGCAGCAGAUAGGUAAGCAGAUAAUGCAUUUUACUUUUUUAUUUUGAUAUCUGAUUUAUUGCAAAACUGAUUUUGUUUGCAAUCUGAACAGCUACUGAUCCUGCAAGUCCUUCCAACAUAUUCAGUCUUCAACACAAGCUUAUAUAACAGGAUAUGUAGUAUUUUACAAAUGCUGAUCAGAUGGUUAGAUUCUCAGUGAAUAUUACUUUCCACUCAUGUUAUUGUUUUACAGUUUGUUAAAGAAUAUGGUUCUUUCUUAAUACAUAUAUUUACAAUGCCAUCUUGUCAAGCAACUUGUUUUUCUUUCUAUACAAGAUGGAUUUGCUGUUAUAUUUGCAUUAUUUUGAGGUAUGAUAACCUGCCCCUUAUCACUAUCUUUCUUUCCUUUUCCUAUUUAGCCUGUUAUAAAUACCAUAAAUAUGCAGGUGAAAUGUGUUAAACAUUCAGUUUUAUGACUUGGAGGAUAAGGAAAGCCAGUAGACUAUUUUUUUUCUCAUAAUGGAAGGAGUUACCACCUCAGCAAACCCAGUUGCCCCAUCCACUGCAGAUGAUGAUGACUAUUGUAUAUGUAGAAAGUGACAAGAGUACAGUUACUUUACUCUGGCUCACCAUAAAAUUGGUUUAUACUCAACCUUGCCCCAGAUAUUUUAUUUGCUUUGCUGUAGAUAUCAUCUCGUGUUUUUUCUUCAUAGGCUAGCUAAUACAUCUAGUCACAUCAUGCUGAUGCUGUAAUGUGUAGCAGCUUUUCAUGCCCCAUUAUUCCUUUAUAAACUUGAAAUAUGAAAAGCCAUUUUUUUCCAGAUAACAGUGAUAUAUUAGUGAUACCCUUUGAAAAAUGGUUUGGUUUCAUAUUUUUAUGUUUGUAUUAAGGUAGCCAUGAAUUAUUGUUUUUCCUUCACAAAUUCAUACACCAAAUGACAUAAGUAAGAUCUUCGUGAAAAGUGAAUUAGUUCUGCAUUUUCCCUGAGUCUAUAUAACUGUUACUCUAUUGUCAGUUGUAGUUGAGUUCCAUGUAAUGUAAUUGACAUGAAAUAGGAGCCUUCUAGGUUGUUGAUUAUAUUUAUUGAUUAUAUAUGUAUAUUGUUUUAUUCUUUUUAGUACAUCAGUAUGCAACAUUACCAAUAGUAACUAGGUGCUUCCAUGCUUAUGUGAAUUUCUUCCAUUGGUUACAUGUAUCCAAGAUUUGUCAAUCUGCCAUUAGUACAAUUUCAUACCUGAACCAAGAACCAAUGACAUUUGCAAUAAGACUGCAUUUCUGUAUAUAUUUCAUUACUCUAUACAAAAUUAAACUGCAUGCAAGAUGAGUUUAGCUUGAGACUAUAAAACAGUUAUUAUAUGAAAUUGGUGAUUGCAGGUCUCACAGAGGUAAAGCUUAUGUAAGUUUUACUCUGAUAAUUAACUUUUCAAUUUGUUUCAAGUCCAAAAAUUAAAGCAAUAAUAUUUUGAGGUAAAAUGGUGUAUAUAAUGAGGAAAGAAUUUAUAAAUUAUUAUGAUAUUCAGAAGGCUAAGUAUUGUAUUUUUUAUAUGAAGUCAUGUAAUUGCGGAUUGAAUAAUAAUUGUUGUUCAAGACUAUUAUCAGCCUUUAGCUUUCAGAUGCAGUUGUGUUAGUAAAUAGAAAGAUAGUAAAUGGAAAGAUAAGAUAUCAGAAGGCAAAAACUAGAUAGAAUAGACUAAACUAAACGCGUUUUACAAGAUCUAAUUAUAGCUUUUUGAAUCUAUUGAAGAAUUCAGAUACAAAUCCCUGUCUGCUAUUGCAAAUAGAUUUACUGCUCAAAAAUCAAAAUUAUGCCAUUAAGUAACUGUGUACAAAAAAUAGAUUUGUCAUACAUUAUAUAAAAGUAAUGUUAAAAGCUUACAUUUGCUUAUAUUUUUGGCCUCAUGUGUGAACAUUAGCAACACCUGUCUGCAAGACAUUUGAUUUAUCAUUAUAUGUUCUGUAUUUGCAGUACCUUUCAUGAAUACAAUGCAUGUAAGUGAGCACACAGUUGAAGAGUGUGUGUGUUGUAUGUGCAUGCAUGUGUUUAGGCAUGUGUUUGCUUUUGUAUGUCUUGUUUGUGUGUUAGUAAGAGUAUAAGCUUGUUUAUUAUUCCUUUGUUUCACUACUUGGUAAACAUCUUGAACAUCUUUCUUAAAUUUGAGUCAUUUCUCUGUUAAGAGCAAGAAUAGACAAUAUCUAUAAAAGGGAGUCAAUCUGAAAGACAUCAGUGUAGCAUAUUAGUCUGAUAUAUAUAUAUUUUUUUUUUUCUUGUCUUAUUUUCUCUUAACUCGUGGAGUAGUUCCCCUUUUUGAUCCCACCGACUGGUGUACAGUAUAGUGAAUAACUUUCGCCUUUUUUCCCUUUUUUUUCUUUCUUCCCCUUGAAGACAAAGAUUCAGGGCAUCAUCUGCUGAAGACAAAAAUUGAGCACAACCUAAGCUAUACCUCAUGCUCCAGGGGUUAAUUGAUAUUUAUGUAUAUUAUGAAAAAUUUUCAUAGCUACAAUGCACCCAAAAACUGAUUUACAGUUGGAAUAUUUAGACAAUAUUACGGUGUGUCAGGUACACCAUUUUAAGGCUGAUGCAUUUAUGGUAGACAAAUGUUAGCAGAGUAGAAAUGUUCAUUCUUGUAUUUUAUUAUAUUGAUUUACAGAUAGCUGUAAUUAAGUAGUUUGAGAAGCUAGUUGGAUUAAAUUCAUUAUCAAGAGAGGAAAAAAGCUAUUGGCAAUUAUGUGUCUGCAUAUAAUAAUAUUAUGUUCAUUAUGAUGCAUAUUAGCUUAUAUAUUACACUAUUUUCUCUCUCUGGAUGUAAUGCUCAAAUACUGUUAAGAAGAUACAUUGUCCAGAUUAUCCAUGUUUCAAAAACCUGCAUAGAUAGUAAAACUGUAAUGAAGCUGUAAAGCAUACCUUAUAUUCAGCACUGUAUGUUAUUAUUUUCUUUUGAUGUUGUAUAUAUAUCGUGAGGGAAUCACUAUCCUCAUGAUGGGUCACAAAUCAUGCCUUCUUUUUCUGCUGCUUUGCAAUCAGUUCAAAUUUUGGGCAGUGAUAACUUCUGAAUGUUUUUGUAUUGUUGUUUGUUGUAAACAGUGUUGAGUUUUUUUGUUUUUUUUUAAUUGCUUGGGAUUAAGUUGUUAUCAUUUGAUGGUAACACUAAUAAUUUUGUAGAUGAAGUUCCACUGUGGAGCAGAUAUCUCCAUAUUUUAAGGUUGACGAAAACUGAUUUGUUUAUAACCUCUUGAGGGUUGAAAAAAGUAAUUUACAUAUUUACAAUUCCGGUAUUCUGAAAGCAGCAUCAUUACUGUAUUUUUAAGAUUUUAUGAUUGUAGCCAGUGUUUGGAACUCAUUGAACAGUGUUGUGACAUUGGCCGUCCCUAUUUAAAAAGAGGAAGCUAUAAACUGAUAGUUUGUUUCUCUUCAUUUAUUGUUUGGAUUGUAUCAUUUAUAUCAAUUUAUUAUGCAUGAGGAGAUGCAUGUUUGUAAAAGGGAGUGUAAGGUUAUAAGCAUGUGUGUAUUAUGCUCUUUUGCUUAAUCAGGCAAGCUCAUUACUAUUUUCUGGUAUUCAUAAAUUACAUGUUAUAAGGAAGCAGACAGUCACUGUUUUUUUUUUUUUCAGAAUUGUUUAUUGUUUUUUGUUUUGUUUAUCAAGAUAUAAAUUUACAAAGGUCCUUUUUGAACUACUGCUUUACUCAAAGAAACUAUCAAGGAAGUGAUUAGUAAGGAAUGAAGUAGACUCAACAUUAAGACCAUAAGUAUUUGCAGUUAAAAAGAUCCUUAAUUUUUCCAUGUAGAAGUUCAGAUUUUAUGUGUCCUCAUAUAUAUCAAUCCUCAUCAAGUAAUGUUUUUUUUAAUGAGAAUCUCGCUGCAAUCUGUCUUAUCAUCAGCAUUUAAUGAUGUGUUUCCAGCCUAUCUGAUAUCCGAUUAUGCGCACACAGACAAAGCAGCAACCACUAACCCAUAAACUGUUGUAUAACUCCUCAACAGCUGGUCAUCAGAGUGCUGUGUCUUUAGAGCAUUCUUUUCAAAUGAUGCUUAUAAAUAUCCUGAUUGAUUUACAACCCUUUUUUUUUCACAUCAUUAGUAGUGCCUCUAUUCAGUACAUGGCAUCAUUAUCUUAAUUUGUAAUAUACCAGUUGUUCCUUCACUAUGACCAUGAAGAGGCUAGCAGUACUGCCGAGUAUGUGCAAAACAGGCACUCCAGUUUAUGGGUAAAGCAUAAAUUUUCAUUUUGAUGCAUAUUAUGGCACUGAUCUUUUCUUACUAUUGCACUAAAUAUUUGUAGGUUUGUAAAAGACAAGGACUGUAGUUUGCUAUAGUAAGUGAUAUGAAAAGAAUAUGUGCAAGUGACUUUAUUACUACAUAUUUACUAAGUGUAAUCUUGGUAAAGAAAAUUUAAUUGUUGAAAAUGAUGGAUGAUAUAAACAAAUUAAAUAAUAUAAAUGUACAGUAACUAAAUAUUUUAUACAUCAAGUUAACUUUUUAAAUUUUGAUUUGUGAUUUUUGAUGGUAACCUCUUGAAGUAGAAACCUGCAUGAAGUAGAAAUCAGCAUUCUCAAAGGAAAUGAUAGCUAUUUGCCAAGCGGUAUGUUUGACUAAUAUUCUUGAUGUGAGUGUAACUGCAAUAGUGAUAGAAAGUUUUUAUCUCUUAUGAUUCCGUGCACAUCAAGAAAGAAGACAUUCCUGCAUGAGGUUGAUUUUGUUUAUUUGUCAUAGUUGAUUUAUUUUCCAUGUUUGAAAUUCUUGUCAGUUAUCGUUUUGGUACUGAUUUUCUUUGCAUGUUUCAUGUAAAUACGUUUUUAUCUGCUAAUGUACGGUUAAUCAUCAUGUUCAAUUUGUAUAGCCAAGAGAUUUUUUCCCCUUCUGGACCCUUGGUUCUGUGUAUGUCCUUGUGUCAUUCCCAAGGUAGCUAUAACUAUUUUCCGCCAAUAUUGUUAUUGUACAAUUCUGUGGACACCCUGUAUAGUUAAGCCAGUUGUAAUAUGAUAUGAUUAUGUAGUGAACACUACAUGUCCAGUGAAUAGGCAGAAUGAGAUGACAAUAUACAUAUUUGAUCAUCAGAUAAGUACAUAGGAAGCUUCAGUCUUUUUAUAUGAAAGAAAUAAUGGAUUCUGUGACUCCCUGCAAGAAAUCUCAUUAUAUUUAGGGUUAAAGGUGUGCAUAUAUAUUUCACAUAUUGACAGUUACAUUACCUGGGGGUACCAAGUUCUUGAUGUUCAAUGUCAACACAAAAAAAUUCACUUCAAUAAGGUACACAUAUAGUAAAUAUCCUGCAAACCCUUUUAUUAGUGUGUAUUGUACAUGUAUUUCUGUUGAAAGGGAAAGAUGUAAUUUAUUAACUCAUUCCAUAUUGAUACAUAUUCCUGAUAGUUUUAUUUAUUUAGCAUUGUAUUUGUUUUGAUACUGUUGCAUUUGUAGCACAGGUAUAAUGUUUUAAGACAUAUUUCAAAUUAGAUUAUAGGUUUUAUCUGUUUUAUCUUGAGAGUGGUAUAAUGAAAAGCUGUGUUGUCCUCUGACCCAGUGUUCUAAUCAUUGUAUUGGUGACCCUCUUCUUGCUUGCUUUUUUUUCUCUCUCUCUCUUUGUUUUUUUUGUUUUUGUUUUUCAGUGGCAAAAAGUUAAAAUGGCCACAGUGUAAUAGAGAGAAUUGUGUCAGUGAUAUUCUUUUGACCUUGAUUCUUUUACUGAGAGCUAUAAUAUGCAUUACAUUCCAGUUAUAAGUGUAAGGUGUGAUAUUUCAUUUGUUAUAUUCCUCUUAACAUAAGGGAAGCUCAGAUCUGGUAUUUACCUUUAUUUCUAGAGUUCCUAUGAAUUUGUAUCUCAUAAUUUCCAUAUUUUUUUCUUUUAUAACUCAUUAGAUAUGUUAAUUAAAUAUAUUAUUUUCUUUGCAGUAGGUGCAGAUAGCUAGACCUCUUUGGUGUAAAUGAGCAUAGUUGGUUCAUAUGUCUAGACUUUCAUUAAGCCAUUUUCACUGCCUAAAAACUGCUUGUGUUCAAAAUGAUGUGUCAACAAAUUUUUCAUUGUGGAAUGUAGCAGCUCAACAGUAUAGUAAUGCUAAAGAAUAGUAAUAGUAAUACUCUUGGCUAGAGACUAGCAUAUGGGCAAAUAAUGCAGAUUAAUAGAUCUGUUUUGAUUUGUAUCAAUAUCAUGAUUUUGGGUGUUUCCAUUUCUAUUGGAUUUCAGUGCAUUAAUAUUGUCAUCCUAAGGGUAAAAUAAGUUAUAGUAAGUUCCCAAAAAGCAUGAUAUAUUCUCUGGAUAUGGAAGCAGGUUCAGUAGUUGACUGUACACACUACCAGGUGAAAGAAGUAUGGGUUAUUGACAAUAGUAACAUAAAAAGAGAUGAAAGUAUUUUUUUGCAGUAGAAGGAUAAACAACUGCUGCAGAAAGGAAUGAGAUCAUCUAAAUUGUGGAUUGUGAAAAAGAGGAGACAUUAAGAACUGAAAGAUGAUUGUCCUUUAUUUCUGUUUGUCUGAAAGGUUUAAUAGGCUACAUUUUGUUGAUAUCCAAUUCAUUUGUAGGGUUGUUAAGAUAUGUGUUCUGCUUACAUAAGCAAAUAAGGGUACCAAUCUUAGCAAAAUUUCUAAGAAUUUGGUACCACGCUUGAAAGAUGUAUUUAUAAAAUCUAUACUUCUUUAUUUGCUAUGUAGGGAGAAGGGUAAUAUUUUUAAAGGUAUGUACAUAAAGUGACUGUAAGGUCUCAGGUGUUAUUUGUACAUAUUGUAAAAAAGAAAUUAUUAUGAGAGUGGAGUCUAGAAUAUAAUAUAGAAAAUGUGAUGUUUCAAAUUUUUUCAAGCAGUGGAUGUCAUGUAAUAUUCAUAUUAAGGACUGUCAUCAAGAACAAGACAAUAUUAGUGAUGUAUCCAGUGACACAUCGGGUCAGCACAAGGAAUGUUGUAGUUUGUUACUGAAAAUACAUUGGCAUUUCAUUCAUAUGUGUAGAACAUACUAGUUGCAAUGCAAUAGAAGUUUUAAAAUGUGAUUGAAUUUUAUGCUGUUUGAUGGCAGGUAAGAUGUGUGUCAAGUAGAUACAAGCUCAGAGGGUUUCUAGAUAAGUAAAAGAAUCCCAAGUUUAAAGAACUGAUGUAAUAUUUUGUAAAGAAUCUGAAGUGACAAAUACUGUAAAUUUCAGCUGAACAACCUGUAUACCUUAAUUGGUGAAGAAUGCCCAUGCAUACCAACAAAGUAAAGCAUUCCUUCAUUACCACUAGCUGUCUCCACCAGUGUAUCAGAUUUUUGUCACUUUAAAGCUCAUAUUAACUUAAUGAAGUGAUUCUUUAAACUCAUGAGUAAUAUCCUAUAGGAUUGUAUAAGAAAGCAACACACAGGGUCAGGUAAGGAAAAUUUGUCAACACCAAAACCCCAAGUGACGGACACACGGGCGUGAGGACAUCACUAGGCGUGGUGGUGGCAGCCUCUAUGCGAGCUUGGCACCAUUUUAUAGACAUACAAUAAAUAUUAUUUUGUUACUGUAA
This is a messenger RNA of Penaeus chinensis, 11167 nucleotides long. It is a transcript of the gene cta, whose product is annotated as guanine nucleotide-binding protein subunit alpha homolog. Lineage: Eukaryota; Metazoa; Arthropoda; Malacostraca; Decapoda; Penaeidae. The record is from RefSeq and is a predicted model, not a curated record. Gene Ontology annotation, cellular component: heterotrimeric G-protein complex; brush border membrane. Gene Ontology annotation, biological process: Rho protein signal transduction; adenylate cyclase-modulating G protein-coupled receptor signaling pathway. Gene Ontology annotation, molecular function: G-protein beta/gamma-subunit complex binding; D5 dopamine receptor binding; GTPase activity. The transcript has 8 exons. The coding region runs from base 1040 to 2155 and encodes 371 amino acids.